Molecule: messenger RNA, 1877 nt
Organism: Lymnaea stagnalis (great pond snail)
Lineage: Eukaryota; Metazoa; Mollusca; Gastropoda; Lymnaeidae
Source: the annotation of a GenBank genome assembly
GUAUUUAUUUAUAAAAAUGGAAGUGACACGUAUUUAAAGAGCUAAUAAAGCGAAAGUAGAACACUGAGUUUGGUGAGACUGAGACUGUGACUGUAAAAACAGCAGAUAUGAAAACUAUUGCAACUGAGGUAACUUACUUUUGAUCAGGGUAUAGUGUACCAAUUAUAAUCAUCGUUUAAGAGUAUAGACCAUGAGACUUAAAACGUUAUUCGCUAUAUUAUAAACUCAUACUGAAUGAAACAUCCUCGUGAUAAUCAAUCAUUUAAUAAUAAUAAUAAUAAAUACCUAAACUAAAGUUAAAGUUAGCCUUAGCCUUAGCAGCAAGUCCUAACCUAACACUAAAGUCUGAAGUCGAGAGUCGCGUGUGUUUAACUUAGUUAUACUUUAAUUAGUUUAAGUUUAGGUUUAUUAUCAGCUAUUAUCGCUUAGUUAGACUUAGACUUCAAACUUCAAGCGCUUAAAUUAAAGCUAAAGCUUUAGACUUUAGGUACCGUAAUGACUUUUCAACUGUUAGACCAACUUAGAUAGGGCUUGUCACCGCUUGUAAUAAAAAAAGCAAUUCAUUCAUUGAGAACAAAUUAAUGGUUGCAUGUCAAGUCUAACUAAAGAAAGUUAUGAUGUGAGUGCGAGUUAUUUUGGGACUGUUAGUUAAUGUUAAUUGAGACUUAUGUUUCUUUUAAGUUUGGUGGACCAGUGAAGAAAUUACACCAGGGACCAAUGCAAAAUGUAUUCAUAAUUAAUAUUUUCUAUUUAUUUGACCAUAAAUACUCAUGUUGUAUGGACUGGCAACAAAAGUAUAAGUGUCAUAAGGUUUGUGUACAAAUGAUUUAUUACACUGACAUACACACUCGAGGCAGUCUCUGUAUUCGUUUAGAAUUGAAAAUAUUUUAAUAUAGUAAAAAAAAUAUUUUAAUGAAAAGCUUAAUUUAUUUUCAAUAAUUUAUUUUUAUACAGUAUAUAUAUUUUCAUGUUUCUUAUCUUAAUUUCAGAUAGAGGUGGUAGAGAAAGAUAUAGAAAAAUGUGAAAAACGUCUGGAUGACAUUGAAAGAAUGAGGAGGCUAACCAAAAUGACCAUAGAAGAAAGGUAAAUGUCUAAUUGUGAGUUUUGAAUCCAUUUUUUUGACCCAGUUAAAUUAUAAUUCAGUACAGUACUGGUAUAUUAGGAAAAUAUUUAUAUUAUUAUCUAAUCUUUAUUUUCCUACAGGACUCAAUUAAAGGAUGAAAUGAAGUUACUUGAAAAACAAAUCCUUAAUAAUAGUGAGUAUCAGUGGUAGAGGGUAUCAGUAGUAGUAUUUUAAAUAGUGCAAAUAGUUCUUUAAAAAGCUUUCUGCUAUUAUUGUAAUUGUUAGUGAAGUCAAGUUUUUAGAAUAAAAUCUUUUUUUUAAAAAUGUACCUUAUUUUAUCUUUGAUGCAUUUUUUAAAUUUUACAUUCUGUAUUGUAUUACAGAAAUUCAGCUCAAAAGCCUACGUUGGGAAAACUGGAGGAGUAUGCUAUUAUCAGUUGUAUUAUUAGGCCUUGUGUACUUAGGUGUGACUAUAUAUUAUGGACCAUUAAAUUCACAAACAUCACUUUCAUCAUCAAGAUAACAAAAACAAGUUUCAAACAAAAAUUGUAUGUUUGUAUAUCAUUUAUUGUUAUGGACCAUGUAUUAUUUGUAAAUUUUUGAAAAUAAAUAUAGCAUAACAAAUUUGUUGUUUUAAAAAAUAAUGCUUUCUUAUAAUUAUAAAAAGACAUAAUUUGAAUAUUAGUAAUUAGAAUAAACUUUUGUUGUUGUUUGAAAUAGCAAAUAAAUAUACAUUUUAGAGAUGUUUAAUUUAAUCUUAAACUAAAAUAUAUAAGGCUUAGUGUGUCAGUAACACCAUAAAUAUACCUUUAU